This is a messenger RNA of Acipenser ruthenus (sterlet), 8622 nucleotides long. RefSeq names its product nuclear receptor coactivator 2-like. The coding region runs from base 344 to 4972 and encodes 1542 amino acids. Gene Ontology annotation, molecular function: nuclear receptor binding; protein dimerization activity. NCBI's taxonomy places the organism in Eukaryota, Metazoa, Chordata, Actinopteri, Acipenseriformes, Acipenseridae. Gene Ontology annotation, cellular component: nucleus. The record is from RefSeq and is a predicted model, not a curated record. The transcript is spliced from 23 exons. Gene Ontology annotation, biological process: cellular response to hormone stimulus; positive regulation of transcription by RNA polymerase II.
UUUCCAGCAUCCCUUUCCCUACUGACGCUUGUGUAUCAACACUUUCCUGUUUGCUCGCUGCAAGCUUGCUGUAGUAAUGAGUAGAUAGUGCCCGUAGUGUGUGGGGGAGGAUCUCUUGUGAGAUAAACAAGCAGCCAGUCAUCAUGCAUAGAAACAUGGCGGCGGCAGACCGAGCUACAGAGCCGUUUUCCAAAUGCGAAGGUCAGCGUCGGACAUAACAUAGAGCGUUUCAACUACGUGUGAAGUUGAUGAUGACUAUAAAGAUUACCAAUUAUUCUACUUCUGCAGAAAUGCCUUAGGGGUGUUUUUUGGAAUAAAGCCAAGUUGCUGAUAUGCGUUGAGGAUGAGUGGUGUGGGUGAAAAUACCUCUGACCCUGCAAGGGCAGAGUCCAAGAAGCGCAAAGAAUGUGCCUCUGAUCAGCUUGGACCCAGCCCUAAACGAAGCACUGAAAAACGCAAUCGCGAGCAUGAAAAUAAAUACAUCGAGGAACUUGCCGAGCUGAUCUUUGCAAACUUCAAUGAUAUCGAUAACUUCAAUGUUAAGCCUGACAAAUGUGCAAUCUUGAAAGAAACUGUGAAACAGAUUCGGCAGAUAAAAGAACAAGAAAAAGCUGCCGCAGCCAAUGAAGAGGAGGUGCAAAAGGCUGACGUGUCGUCGACAGGCCAAAGUGUUAUUGACAAAGAUGCCCUUGGACCAAUGAUGCUUGAGGCCUUAGAUGGGUUCUUCUUUGUAGUGAACCUAGAGGGAAACAUUGUGUUUGUGUCUGAGAAUGUGACCCAGUACCUGAGGUACAACCAGGAGGAGCUCAUGAACACCAGUGUGUACAGUGUCCUGCACGUGGGGGAUCAUGCAGAGUUCAUCAAAAACCUGCUGCCUAAAUCUCUAGUGAAUGGGAUGCCCUGGCCAAACGAGAACCCGCGGAGGAACAGCCACACGUUUAACUGUCGGAUGCUGGUCAAGCCUCCCAGUGACUCAGACGAGGAGGGCCAUGACAGCCAGGAAGCGCAUCAGAACUACGAAACUAUGCAGUGUUUUGCGGUCUCCGAACCAAAGUCCAUUAAAGAAGAAGGAGAAGAUUUGCAGUCUUGUUUGAUAUGUGUUGCGAGACGAGUUCCUAUGAAGGAAAGGCCAGUCCUUCCAACUCCUGAGAGCUUUACCACGAGGCAGGAUCUACAAGGCAAGAUUACAUCACUGGAUACAAGUUUGUUACGAGCCUCAAUGAAACCAGGCUGGGAGGACCUGGUGAGACGAUGCAUUCAGAGGUUUCACUUGCAGAACGACGGGGAAAUGUCAUUUGCAAAGAGGCAUCAUCAAGAAGUUCUGAGGCAAGGACAAGCUUUCAGUCCCACAUAUCGGUUCUCUCUGUCCGACGGCACCAUUGUCACUGCCCACACGAAGAGCAAACUGGUGCGAUCUCCAGCUACAAAUGAGCCUCAGCUUUAUAUGUCACUACAUGUUCUACAAAGAGAGCAGAAUGUUUGCGGGAUGAACAAGGAUAUGCCUGGACAAGCCAUGGGAAAGCAAAUUAAUUCUGUCAAUUCAAUGACCCCACCAACCCAGGGGGGCAUGCCUGCUGGAAUGCCAGGUCAGGAUAUGACUGUAAGCAGCAAUACAAGCUUCAACGCUGUUGGCGGGCCAAAGGAUCAGACUGUUAUGGGGCAGAUACCGGGCAGUAGGUUUGGGUGCCAGGGAGUAAUGAACCAUUCCCCUGGCAUGCAGGUGGCCACUCCUCAGGGUAGUAACUAUGCACUCAAAAUGAAUAGCCCAUCGCAAAACAGCCCUGGCAUGAACCAUGGGCAGCAAAACUCAAUGCUGUCUCCCAGGCACCGCGUCAGCCCUGGCGUGGCGGGCAGCCCACGCAUCCCCCCCACUCAGUUCUCCCCUGCAGGAAGCUUGCACUCGCCAGCAGCAAUGUGCAGCAGCACAGGAAACAGCCAUAGCUACACCAGCAGUUCCCUUAAUGCACUUCAGGCCCUCAGUGAAGGCCAUGGGGUCACCAUCGGGCAGUCUUUAGCAUCACCCGACAGGAAAUUGGGUAAUGCACAGAGUUCUCCCAUAAACAUCAACCCUCAUCCGCUGACCAAGAUGAGCAGCUCAGAUUUUAAAGAAUCCUUUGGGUUGUUUGGGGAUCAGAUCCCCUCAGAGACGAGUCAACAGGAGGGGCACUGCAAUGCCGGAGAGCAGAAGGACAAUGGCGAAAAUAGUCAAUUCAGCGGUGGGGAGAGGACGGAGGCACAAAACCGACUGCAUGACGGCAAGGGGCCCACAAAACUCUUGGAGCUGCUAACAACCAAGUCCGAUCAAAUGGAACCUUCUUCACCAUUACCAGGUACUAGCAGAGACUAUAAUAACAAGGACUCCAUGGGCAGUGCCACAGUAGGGGUCAACCAAUCGGUUGGAGGAUCUCUGGGGCACGGGACUUCACUGAAGGAGAAGCAUAAGAUUUUGCACAGACUCUUACAGAACAGUAGUUGUUCUGACUUGGUCAAACUUACAGCAGAAGCCACUGGAAAAGACAUCAACCAGGAGGGCAACAAUGGAAGUCCUGGCUCUGAAAUGACAAUUAAACAGGAGCCAAUGAGCCCCAAGAAGAAAGAGAAUGCACUUCUUCGCUAUUUACUGGAUAAGGAUGAUACUGGUUUGCAGGAGAAAAACAUUAAUUUAGAACUAGGGGAGAGCAAGAUAGACCCUUGUAGUAGCAUUAAAAAGUCAAACAUAAAGACCGAGCAACAGGAUCCAGGCUAUGAGAGAUCAGAACAGUUAAGUGAAUUGGAUGACAUUCUAGAUGACCUGCAGAAUAGCCAGCCCCAGCUUUUCUCUGACACCCGGCCUGUUUCUGUAUCUGCGCCGGUGGACAAACAAGCCAUCAUCAAUGACAUCCUUCAGAUCACCGGGGAAAACAGCCCUGCUACAUCCCUGGGUCCACAGAAACAAUUUCCUGGCAUGCCUCAAAGCACCUUCAGUAACCCCAGGGCAGGCCAGCCUAGCAGAGGCCCACCUGUCCACAUCGUGUCUCUGGACGUGAAUGUGCAGACUCGAGCCUCUUCAGGACCUUUUCAGAGCAUGAGAAACAACAGUCCUUAUUCGGUCAUGUCCCAGCAGGGAAUAAUGGGAAAUCAGGGGAUGAUGUCAAGCCAGGCAAAUUUAGUAAAUGCAGGGAUGUUCGGUGGUAACCCUCCGAGAGCCAACAUGCCGUCGGGAGAGUGGGGCCCCCAGGGCGCUGCCGUCAACAGCACCAACUCAGCAGUGUCCGGCACCAUCAACAGACCAAUGCAGCCGGUAGCUAGAGGCAUGGUCCGAAACACAGCGCCAGGGGUCUCGAUGAGACCCAACAGCCAGCCUGGCCUAAGACAGAUGCUACCAUCUCAGAUAAUGGAUAUGGCCCAGCCUGAUCUGGGAAUGUCAGGUCCCCAGUUUACCCAGCAGCAGGUACCGCCCAAUCAGACAGCACCUUGGCCAGACAGCAUGCUGCCCAUUGAGCAGGGGCCCUUCGGCAAUCAAAACAGACAAGCCUAUAACAGCUCCCAGGAUGAUUUGCUGUGCACGCCUGCUACCACAGAAGCCCUGACAGAGGAAGGCACUCUGCUCAAUCAGCUCUACUCGGUACUAAAGGACUUUGACGGCCUGGAGGAAAUAGACCGGGCUUUGGGGAUACCUGCGUUGGUCAGCCAGAGCCAGGCAGUGGACACUGAACAGUUUCCAAGCCAGGACCCCAGUAUGAUGCUAGAACAGAAGCCUCCUAUUUACAGCCAGCAGUAUUCUGCUCCACCUCCCAUGCCCCAGGGAAAUUACCCUCCCAUGCAGGAUGCCAGUUUUCACCCCCUGGCCAAUCAGAUGGGCCAGAGACCUGGCUACUCAAUGUUACGCAUCCAGACCAGGCCUGGGCUGCGGCCCACCGGCAUGGUGCCUAACCAGCCCAACCAGCUGAGGCUUCAGCUUCAACACAGACUGCAAGCACAGCAGAACCGUCAGCCACUGAUGGGUCAGAUCAACAAUGUCUCCAACAUGAAUCUACCUCUAAGACAGAACGUGCCACCCCAGGGAACCAUCAAUGCUCAGAUGUUGGCUCAGAGACAGAGGGAGCUCUUGAGCCAGCACCUGCGCCAGCGCCAACUCGAGCAGCAGCGGCAGCAGCAGCAGAGAACCAUGAUGAUGCGGGCACAGGGCCUCAACAUCCCACCUAGCAUGGCAGCAGCAGCCCCUGGUGGUAUGCCGGGCACCAUGAGCAACCCGCGGAUCCCUCAGGCAAACCCACAGCAAUUCCCAUUCCCUCCAAACUACGGUACUGGACUUAAAUCCCCACCACCCUCCACCAGCCCUUUCUCCCCAGUGUCUCCCAGCCACCCUGGGUCACAGCUCCUCUCACUCAGCUCCUUGCAUGGCUCCCAGAUGAGUCUGGCUAACCAGGGAAUGAUGGGAAACAUGGGAGGACAGUUUGGGCCUGUAAUGAGUCCCCAAAUGCAGCACAAUGCCUUCCAGUUUCCCAGCUCAGGAAUGAAUCAGCAAGCUGACGCAGGAUUUGGUGGAGCUGCUGCCCCCCAGAGCACCCUGAUGUCGCCCAGGAUGAGUCACACUCAGAGUCCCAUGAUGCAACAGCCCCAGGCUAACGCAACCUUCCAGUCAUCGUCUGAGAUGAAUGGCUGGCCACAGGGGAAUAUGAGUGGAAACAGCAUGUUUUCGCAACAGUCAUCGCCUCAGUUUGGGCAACAGUCAAAUGCCAGCAUGUACAACAAUAAUAUGAACAUCAAUGUGUCCUUGGCAACAAACUCCAGCAGUAUGAACAACAUGAACCAGAUGUCGGGGCAGAUUAACAUGGCCUCAAUGACCUCUGUGCCUACAUCAGGGUUGUCCUCCAUGGGUCCUGAGCAGGUGACUGAGCCUACUAUGAGGGGAGGAAACCUCUUUCCAAACCAGUUGCCUGGAAUGGAUAUGAUUAAGAAGGAGGGCGAUGGGUCUCGGAAAUACUGUUGACCAACACCACUGCUGGGCCCUCAAAACAUUUCCUGACAAUUCAGUGCACUGUCAGUAUUUAAGAAGUUGACAUUUAUGACAACCAACCAACUAACCAACUGGCUGCUGAAUAGAUUUGCCAGGUUCAGCAAUCAAAAGGAUCUGAGGAUUAAUGGGAUAAAACAAGAACAAAAAAAAAAAACCUUGUUACAACACUUCUGAAAGUAGCAACCUCCGCUUGCUCGGUCUCAAGUAAGCAAACAGAAAGCCAGUCAGUGUGUUCAUCGCAUUCACCAUAGUGUGACUUAGGUCUCCCCUGAACAACAAACUGAUAGUGGCAACAGAAUCCUUGUCAGAUGAAUGUAUUCCUUGCUGGGGAAAAUGACCAUUAUCUUGUUCUAUUUUAUGAUGUACACGGUUUGCUUCUCUCUCUCUCUCUCUCUCUCUCUCUCUCUCUCCUCUCUCUGACUUUCUCGAUCUCUUUUCUCUCUUCUAUUUCUCUUGUUCUAAUCGGGUGAGGCGGCUUCUUGUCAGAAUUCUUCACCAUAUUUGAGACUUAAGCCUUUUGCUUGACAGGGUUUGUUGUGUGAAAAAUAAGAAACUGUAUAAGCUGUAGGGGUUAAUAAAUUAAUUUAAGAGGUUAUAAAAUAAAAUGAAUGGUUUGAAGAAUAUAUACAAUUUUGUUUAUUAUAAAGCCAGACUUGCGUAGUCAACAGAAAAGCUGAUAAUAUAUAUCAUUUUUUUUUUUUUUUUUUUUUUAAAUCCAAUACUAGGUUUAAAAAAAUAAACCAGCUGGUCAGGUUUGUAUCUAGAUUAAAUGCCUGAAAGGGGCACUUCUGUUUUUUUUUUUUGUUUGUUUUUUUUUGCAGUAAGAUGCCAGAAUGUCUAAAAUUGCCCUCAUAGAUUGGCAGAAAUUCAGUCCUGCUUUAGAGUAGUUAUGAAUAUUAUUCAAACCUUUAAGAUCCUGCUUUUUUUUUCAAGUGAGGAUAUUUAUACAGUUAGUGUGUGUGUGUAUGUGUGUAUAUAUGUAUAAUAUAUUUAUCUACACAUACAUUUACAGUUUUAAUCCUCCCCUAAUACCUGGUCUUACAAUUGCAAUGUUGUGUACAUUUGUUGGGAAUGGCAUCCAGCACGUAGAGAUUAUGUUUCAGAUUGUGCCGAGGAGGGCCAUCACAUACAUCAAAGAGGCUCAAUUUCUAUUGGCACAUUUUGAGGGAGGAGGGGGGAGGGGGGGGAAUAUACAUAGGUUACCACUUGCUGUGGUGUUGUGAAUAGCAUAAAUGGGGGAGGGGGGAGAUGACAGCCAUAACUCAAAUGUAUUUGUGUGUGUGUGUGCUUAUUUUUUUUUUCCCCAAACUGUCAUUGGAGUGGAGUGUUUAGAAAGAAACUAUUAGGUACACAACUUUUACUGUUCUGGUGUAUGUAACCAAGCAAUAACUACUACUUGAGAAUCUUUGUUUUACAAUUUUGUAAAUUUUUCUUUAGGCAAAAUUUGCUCUGCAGUUCACCCAGAAAGCAAGGUACUUCAGUAUUAAUUGUAGCCCCCUUUUAUCUCCGUGUAUCAAAUCGAAAGUCAGAUUAAUGGUGUUCUUGAAUAAUCAUUGUCUGCAGUACUACUUUGUUCAUUUUAGAUUAUUUUCUAGAAAUUCGCACCCCCCCCCCCUUUUUUUUAACAAGCCAUGAAUAAAUGACUUCCCCUUUUCUUUUCUAUUCUUUUUUCAUUUAGUCCAGUCCUGCUGGGCUAGCCAGAGGUCAGAAGUAUAUAUGCCUUUUUAGUGUGAAGAUACUAUGUGAAUAGUGUAGGAGGUAGUAUCCUACAAACCAAUAUUGUUUGAAAUGUGUUCUCAAGCUAUAUAGAUUUUGUAAUUUAUUUCAUUUUUUUCUUCUUUUUAGAGGUGUGCUCAAGUGAAUGUAUAAGCCAGAAUUAUCUGAUUUUAAAGUGAUAUCAAGACUUUUGAGAAAUAAACUUCAGCUGAUUUGCUCACUGAGCCCAUUUAUUUCCCUAAUUCUCCUUUUCUGGCUAUAUAUAUUUAUAUUUUGUAUUUUGUUUUAUUUUAAAUGAAAAGGGUGCUUGUUUGAAUUUAAGGACACCUAUGAGUUGGUUAAUCCCUAUUUUUAGCUAGGUCAUUAUAGUUGUGAUAUUUGGCCCGUAGCUUUUCAUAAGAGAAUAAAAAAUAGCUUGUCAUUGACAAUUUUAUCUGGCGAUUUGUAUGGUGUCAUAGUUCAUCAAAUAUGAACUAACUUUAUAAAAGGCAGUAUAUAUUUUAGCUGCCUGGGCAACUAAUCCACAUACACAUUAGCUGCAAUUCUUUAGGUGGUUCCAUUUCCAUAUAUACCAGUAUGUUGGUGGUAUAAGUUUAGCCAUUCCAUUGUAAAACUAUAAUUUUAUAUUUCUUAUUGUUGUGGAAAUAUACCUACCAUUAGUGGUAUGUGGCUUUAUUACAUUUUCCUUUUCACUUUUGAAGUCCCAGUGUGGUAGGGGCUUGUUGUCCCUCCUGUAACAUCUGGAAGAAGAAAAAAAAAAGAAUACUGUAGUUUAUACCGUAGGUCCUCACACUGUACAGUGCAUUGUAAACACAAAAUUGGUAUAUGCAUAGACUCCAGCUGUGUGUUGUUCAAUAUAUUAACAAAACAGCUGUGUUUUUUUUUGGUGUUUAUUUGUAAUAUUUGGAGAUAUUCAUCUUUUACUAAAUUCACCGUGUAAAACAUUAAGAAAAAAAACUAUUUUAGAAUAGUCCAUUUUAGCAUAUGAACUGAGUUUUACAGCUCUGUUUGCCGAAUCCAAAGAUGACACUGUCAGUUUUAAACCAUAAGCCAUGAAGUGUUGUGGUUUAAAAACCUUUUUAUAGUAUUUGUACAGGGACAGUUUUGACUGGGAGCAAGUACCUUCUUUGCACACUAAAAAAAAAAUAUGAUUUCAUUUUUUUUUUUUUUUUUACAUCAAACAGGCUUUGAUUGAUUGAUUAAAUUGACAAACUUUUGUCUCUACUUUUUGUUUUCUUUCGGAUUUUGGGAAAUUAUUUGUUUUAUAUAGUCUGCCAAUUUCAUAGAACAGGUAGAAGCUCAAUGUAAGAACCUCAAAAUGCUAAACCUAGCAUAAUGCCUUAGAUCUGGUUUUAUGAUUUGUAUAUUCCUACAAAGCUGUCUGUUGUAUUAUAUUUGUAUAGUGAAUUGUGUACAAUAUUGAAUGAAUUCAUCAUCAAUUUAUAUGUUUUUGUUGCUGGAUACAGACUACAGCCCUCUUGGCAUAUUCAGACAAUUUUUGCUGUUAAUUUUCCAUGUUUUGUCUGUGAUCAGUUGUGGGUUAUAUUAUUUGUACAAUUGUUUCUCAUUUAAUGUCUGUAUGAAAAGAUGAGGCAAGGUUAAAUCUAAGCAAUAUGUAAAAUAUAUGGUUUUUCUGGAGAAAGCUUAGUGUUGCAGGCUCAGAGAUGUAUUUUUCCAGUUGAGUUCACACUAAACAUCACCUUAUUCACCUGCAUUGAUGUUUGUAAUCCUAGUGUGAGCAUUUUAUGCAAAGUUAGGUAUAUUGAGAGAAAUUUAAACACAUUUAUGCAAGUUGUUGACUAAUGCUUCGCUGAUGCUAUUUGCUAUUUGCUAUUUGAUGUUAAAUAAUGCCAUUGUAAAUAAAGAAUUCUGUUAUUGCAACAUUUAAUAAAAUGUUUUGACUUUGG